ACCUGCUGCAAGAUGUCUGCAUUAGCUGUAGCUAGACAACGUUUCCUGAAUAAGUUUGCCAUUGUUACAGGUGGUGCCUCUGGUAUUGGUAAAGCAACAGUGGAGCGGCUGGUUGAGGAAGGAGCUACGGUCGGAGUGUUUGACAUCAAUAAAGAGGCGGGGGAAGCUCUUGCUAACACCAGUCCUAAUAUUCAUUAUUAUUCAGUUGAUGUCUCUGAAAGUGAAGCCUGCAUUCAAGGAGUGUCCUCUUUCAUCGAAAAGAAUAACAACAAUCCACUUAACUAUCUUGUCAAUGGUGCAGUGUAUUUCGGGUCCAAAGGACUAGAAGCCAAGAGACAAGACUGGGACAAGAGUUUUGCAGUAAAUGUCAUUGGAUAUGCUAACAUGCUCCAGGCAGUCUAUCCUCACAUGAUUAGGAUUCCAGGGCCUCAUGGUAAAGCUGUCGUCAACAUUGCAAGUAUUUCAGCACAUCGGGUCCAGCCCACCAGGUGGACUUAUGCAGCUACUAAAGGAGCCAUCACUCAAAUGACGAGGUGCAUGGCACUUGACAUCUCUAAAGAAAACGUGAGAGUGAAUUCAGUGAGUCCUGCAUGGGUGUGGUCUCCUGAGGUCUCUAAAGCUGCCGGAGGCGACCGAGAAAAGUGGGAGAAAAUUUGGGGCCCAUACCACAUGCCACGGAGGUUUGCAGAGACAAGUGAGAUUGCAUCUGCUAUUUGUUUCUUACUUUCCGAUGAUGCGUCUUACGUGACAGCAACAGAUCUUCCAGUGGAAGGAGGAUAUAUGAGCAUGGGACCCGAGGGACUAGGAGAAGACUCUUCAUUUGCUGGAACUGACUAUUGAAAGUUCUUGGAUUAUAAUGCUACUAUAAAGUGUAUUGAAUAACUAGACUAUUGUGAUCAUAAAUUGUAAUAGAUUGCUACAUCUAGUGAUUAUAAAUGAUGAUAUGGUUCAAUUGA
Amphimedon queenslandica is the source of this 956-nucleotide messenger RNA. RefSeq names its product 3-oxoacyl-[acyl-carrier-protein] reductase FabG-like. NCBI's taxonomy places the organism in Eukaryota, Metazoa, Porifera, Demospongiae, Haplosclerida, Niphatidae. Bases 13 to 840 code for a protein of 275 amino acids. The transcript is spliced from 3 exons. The record is from RefSeq and is a predicted model, not a curated record. Gene Ontology annotation, molecular function: oxidoreductase activity.